UUAAUGCAUCAUAUCAUGGCUAGUCGUGGCUUGUGAAAGCAGCUAAUUGUGAAUAUUAUUGUUUUUCUGUUAAGGAAUUUUAAACGUAUUGAUUAGUAUAUAAUUAAUUUGUAUUUGAAUACUUUUAUUUUACACCUAUUAUUUUAUCAUUGGGUUUCAGUUACGUGUAUUGUCUCCGAUUUAUAAAGAUACUGCUCCGCGCAGGUGAGGUGUUUAACUAAUACGAAAUUGUGAAAAAGAUGAAUGAAUAAAUAAUUAUAUACCUGGAUUAAUAACAACAAUGAAGAAAUGUAUUUUCUUGUGCUUUUAAGGUAAUAAUGCUGCAUUCAAUAUGAAGGAGAUGGUAGGAGGAUGCUGUGUAUGCUCUGAUGAGCGUGGUUGGCCAGACAACCCGCUAGUUUAUUGUGAUGGGAAUGGGUGUACUGUUGCAGUUCAUCAAGCCUGUUACGGGAUAAUUUCUGUUCCUACAGGACCCUGGUUCUGCCGGAAGUGUGAGGGUCCCGAAACCAAAGGCAAAGUUAGAUGCGAACUCUGCCCUUCAAAGUCUGGUGCUUUGAAGAGAACAGACACUGGUGGUUGGGCUCACGUUGUAUGUGCACUGUACAUACCUGAAGUCAGAUUUGGGAAUGUAACAUCUAUGGAGCCAAUUGUUUUGAGGUUGAUUCCUCCAGAAAGAUAUAACAAGAUAUGCUACAUCUGUCAGGAUUUGGGAAAGACCCAUAGAGCCAAUGCGGGUGCAUGUAUGCAGUGCAAUAAAUCAGGGUGCAGGCAGCAAUUUCACGUGACUUGCGCACAAGCAUUGGGCCUACUCUGUGAGGAAGCUGGCAACUACCUUGAUAACGUCAAAUACUGCGGUUAUUGCCAACACCACUACAGUAAAUUGAAAAAGGGUGGUAACGUGAAGACAAUUCCGCCUUACAAGCCGGUUACUCACGAAAGUCAAUCGAGUGACUCGAGCGGCGAGAAGGAGGGUGAGGCAUCUCCUAUGGCCACUGGCAGCGGUACUCCAACCCACGCUUCUAAAUCUAAAGGGCCUGGUCGUAAGACGUCUCAUUCAUCGACUUCAAAUAAGAACGCACCGAGUUCAUCAAAAGUACCACCCGUACCAGUGCAGCCGCAAGAUAAGAAGAAGCCAUCGCCAAAUCGCCGUGGUUCUUCGGCUGAUACGGGAACUGGUAGUAAGAAUAAUACGCCUGCACCUUCGCCUCAACACAACGUUGACACACAGAAAAGUGAAGUUGGAGGCAGGAGUAAAGCGAGCACCCCGGCUCCAUCUCCUAGGCGUACUCCUGAACCAACUCACGAGCAAGCUAAAGCUGGUGGCAAUACACCUGGAUCUAAUAAGGUACCAGCGCCGGUCGCUUCCCCAAGUGUCAAAUCCAACGAGCCUGUUGGAGUCAUCAGCUCUGUUGCUUCUGCCACUCCGGCUACCAGUACUCCACCGCCUGGAUCGUCAGCAACAUCGGUGGUCCAAGUAGCCUCUUCAAAGGCACACCAAGAGUCUGUUAUAACAAAUACAGAGGCAGUGGAGACCAAGCAGACGAAGAAACGCAAAGCAAUGUCCGCUUCGAACGUGCAAAGCUCUGAGUACAAUCUGACUCCGCCUCCACAAAUUGCCCCACCUCCGCCACCAUCGGAGACACAGACUUCGAGCAGUGCCUGGGAAUCCCACGCAACCAAUGAGCCACAUAUUGAUAUGGACAAAGUCAUUAAAAAGGCAAAGAUGGAAGGUCCAGAUGCAAUUACUGCAACAAUGCAGUUUGCGAGUGUAACCCAACCACAACCGCCGCCGGCCCGAAGCCCAGUGUCACACCCUAGUCCAAGGCAUCUACCAAGUCCAAUGCCCGGGCCGAGUGGCAUGAAUCAGAUGACGAAUAUUCGAUCUCCAUCGCACAUGCAGGGCGCGAAAGGUCGCGAUGGGACGGCAUCUCUGCUCGUCUCGGUGCCUUUGCCGACGUCCAGCCAAGGCCUGCACUUCACCCAACACCAGAUACCUGGACCACCGUCGGAUAUAGCCGGACAUACAAAUAUGAUGUUUCAUCAAGUGCACAAACAAGCUGCUAUGGAACAAAGUGUUGCUGGUCAUCAAUCUCAUAUUCCAGGAAGGUCAGCUUGGGGCGGUCUGACCGUCACCUACGAAUUGCAAGAUCCUAACAAAACCGGGGUUGGAAUGGCUGUUCCCAAGGACCAGAUGGGUCCCAACAUGGGGCAAAUAGUUCCCGCGCAUCGUAAUAAGAAACGCGCUAUAGCCCAUACAGCAACUUCAGUUGUGGCCAUGACAAAUCCUCCACCGCAACCUAUACAAGCCGCAGCUCAGAAUUUGGCUAACAUACGUCGACCACCUAUGCCGACUCCACCGCCAAUGUACCACGAGCAAAACAUUAAGGAGUCGCCACCAAGCUCGCCAAGUUCAGAGAGGCCACUGAAGCCAAAGUUUGAAAACAAAAUGAGUGUGGGCUGUAGCGCUCCACAUAUGCUCGGUAACGAGUUGAACCCCGAAAGCGGUGUUGCAGCGCGCUUGCAAGAGCAACUUAGUGCUGAGUUAGCAGCACACGCGGCUGGUACAACAGGACCGGAGCCACUCAUACCACCACCGCUAAUUAAUAAAGCUGCACCAAUGGGUGGAGCAGGAAGGGGCACGUCGAGCGCCCAAAGUCUAGAUCAGCUUCUAGAGCGACAGUGGGAGCAGGGAUCCCAAUUUCUCAUGGAACAGGCGCAACACUUCGACAUUGCUUCGUUGCUGUCCUGUCUGCACCAACUCCGAACAGAGAAUGUCCGUUUAGAAGAACACGUUGGCAAUUUACUUCAGCGGCGUGAUCACUUACUGGCUGUCAAUGCUCGUCUUGCAAUACCACUUACAGACGUGUCAGGCCCGCCAGAACAACAGAGGUGCCCUCGAGACAUUUCAUCGCAGGCUAAAGCUCAGCCGCCACCCACCAGGUCUGCUGAAGCUUUGAAUGCAGACAGGCACCAGUCUCUAGCUAUGGAUCAAGUAAACCGAUACUUUUGAGUGCGUUAUGUAAUGGCACUUGUUUAACCUUAGCUGAUAAUGCGCGAGGUACAACCAAAGCCGCCCAGCUGAAAUGAACCGGGCGGCAGCGGAGUGCCACGCGAACCUGAUCCGCUGCGGACCGUCCAGGCCUACAUCAAUAUCGAACACCAACAGCGACGCCGGCCUGAUUUCUCUAUUGAAUCCAUACUUAAAUACGACUGAAUCGCGAGAAAAUAGAUUUUGUACUAUACCACGUUUCCUACUUAUUGGACUUUUCUUGUGUAAAGAUUUGGAUAAUUAUUUUAAUGGUGUGGACAGUCGUAAUCAUAAGACUGAAAGGUUAAACGAAACAGGGUCUAAAUUUAUUUAGACUUUACGUGACGUUAGUGUGCGGGAAUAUUUGAAAGAUGGUAUAGGUUAAAUAUAACGUAAUCGGAGUCAAAUACGUAACUGAAACUUUAACUAUCAGAAUUUUAUUGAUAAAUUAUUUUCUUUUAUUAAUUUCGAUUUUAUAAAGAUUGUGGAACUACAUUGUGUAAGUGUUUUAUAAAUGUGCAAAUUUUGUAUUGUAUCUGAUUCAAUUUAAUGUUGUUCAGGGAAUUAUAGAAUUUCAUUGUGUGUAUUAAUGUUAAUGCCGAUUCAUUGUGUAAUAGACAUAAUAUAUUUAAAAUGUCGAAUUCAGUGGCUGCUUUAUAUGUUUUAAACUAUUUCAUAGCCGCAUUUAAAUGUUAGUUUUAAGACUAGGAAUAAGUUUUAGGAUAUGGUAUAAAUAUAUAAAUUUUUCUUGUAUACAGUAAUACCCCGGACUUACGCGAUAGGUGGGACUGAGCGCUAUCCGCGUAAGUCGAAUUCGCGUAAGUCGGGGUACAAAUUUGCAUAUAAAGAUAUACAAAGUAUGUUUAAUUGGGACUGGAGACUAAAUAAAUCAAUAAUUUAGGAAAUAUUAUUACAUAUAUAAUUUAGUAUCUCAUUCUAGAUAAUAUGACAAAUUAUAUUAAUAGAGUGUAUAAACGCAAUCUGAAGUUAGUUUGAUGUAGAAGGUUUCAUAAAUUGUAAUUACAAACUCGUUUUCUUCUCCCGUAUAUCUCCUCGUAGCAUCCUAGUAAUUUUUUAAUUCCA
Molecule: messenger RNA, 4111 nt
Organism: Pieris rapae (cabbage white)
Lineage: Eukaryota; Metazoa; Arthropoda; Insecta; Lepidoptera; Pieridae
Gene: Alh
Product: protein AF-10
Exons: 26
Coding region: 332-3010 (892 amino acids)
Biological process (GO): regulation of transcription by RNA polymerase II
Cellular component (GO): nucleus
Molecular function (GO): histone binding; nucleosome binding
Source: RefSeq, a predicted model, not a curated record